AUGCAGUGUCCUAAGGCCAGUCGUUUCAACGCCCAGCGUUGUCGGGCGGAUCGAGUCGAGAGACACCAUGUCGGAGCGCACAUGCGGCCGGAAUUGCCGGGCGUGUGCGUUCGGCGGAACAACGCUUCGCUUGCUCGUAUGAUCACAGGUGCUACAGUCGUACUCCUUGCUUUCAGUUUCGUGCCAUCAACGUGCGACUGGAGAAGUCUCGGAUCGUCAGACAGGUCUGAUGCAUUGUUUCACGGCUGGGCAUACGCAAUGAAGAAGGCGCCAUCUGUUGUUUGUGUCGCGGCAGUUCCUCCGGUCCGUGUGACUGAAUCGGGGAGUGGUCGGUCACAAGAGAGGCUGGCCGACGUUCCAUCGAGACCUGCCGAGGAGCAGGUAGUAAUCGAAGAUGAUCAUAUGUCGUCGUCUGAAGCAUCUCGAGAACUGCGCCAAGUCGAAGAGAAGCUUCAGAUGUUGAACAGCGGGAUACUGGAUGAAGUGAUGGGGCCCGCGACAAUCGCGUUAACAGCGUUAGCAUCUUAUCUGCAAUCUGCACACUCGCCGGUGGCGCAGCUUGUGCACUGCCCUUCGCUGAGGCACGCGGCUGCAGCCACCGGCGUCACGGCUCUUGCAUACGUGGCUCAUUUGUUGGCGCGCUACAGGAGGUAUAAUCAGUUGUCCAGGAGGCUUGUGACGUCACGGUUUGACGUGGCCCUCCAGAGGGGAGAUCGCUCACAGCGACGAAAGGCAAGGCAGAAACUAAUACAGUCAGCUUCGAGGCCGGCAGCACCUUAUUUAGAGAUUGCGUCAGUGAUCGCAUCAGCACUUAGCAUGAUUGCCUGGAUGCGAUUUCGCUACCACGUUCUGCCCGUUUAG
This is a messenger RNA of Neospora caninum, 861 nucleotides long. RefSeq lists its product as hypothetical. Lineage: Eukaryota; Apicomplexa; Conoidasida; Eucoccidiorida; Sarcocystidae. The coding region runs from base 1 to 861 and encodes 286 amino acids. The transcript has a single exon. The record is from RefSeq and is a predicted model, not a curated record.